Messenger RNA from Quercus robur (English oak), 567 nucleotides. RefSeq lists its product as uncharacterized. Bases 1 to 567 code for a protein of 188 amino acids. The transcript has a single exon. The record is from RefSeq and is a predicted model, not a curated record. NCBI's taxonomy places the organism in Eukaryota, Viridiplantae, Streptophyta, Magnoliopsida, Fagales, Fagaceae.
AUGCCUUCAUUGGAUUCGUACGAUGGAACACAUGACCCAUUUGAUCAUAUUGCUACUUUCAAGACUACCAUGCACCUUCAAGGAGUCCCAGAUGAGAUUAUGUGUAGAGCCUUCCCUACCACUCUUAAAGGACCGGUACGAGUGUGGUUCAACAAAAUACCCCCGAAUACAGUGAGUUCUUUUGAAGAAUUGAGUAAGUUAUUUGUUAAUAAUUUCAUCGGAGGGCAAUGGCACAAACGUUCUUCGUCUAGCCUGUUAACCAUAGAACAAGGGGAGAAUGAAAGCCUGCUCUCCUUCAUCACUCGUUUCAACAGGGAAGCCCUAACCGUGGACGAAGUGGAUGACAAGCUACUCUUGGCGGCCUUCCAUAAUGGGGUUAAUUCUAAUUUAUUCAUCCACAAGCUUUAUGAGAAAGAGCCUCAAUCCAUGGCUAAACUCAUCCAUUCGGCUCAAAACUUUAUUAAUGCAGAGGACGCAAUCAUAGCUAAGAAGAGGAAGAGAGUUGAGAGAAUGGAAUCAAACUCCACGCACCAUUCCAAGCAAGGUCCCCGUCCAAAGAAGGGAUGA